CUGAACGUGUUCAACCUUCUCCAAGGUUCCAAGAAGGCCACGGAUCCCUCCCAGUUCGACAUCAACGUCUAUCUGCAAAAUAAAGUCGGUGCCAAGGGCAAGUGCCGUCAUUGUGGGCGUGUCGUACCCUGGGCAAGGGCUCGCGUCAUCUCGCACAAGCGUGCGAACUGUUACGGUAUAUCGUCGGCGGAGAAGGCAUUCUAU
Messenger RNA from Phytophthora sojae, 204 nucleotides. RefSeq lists its product as hypothetical. The annotation marks the transcript as partial. The transcript has a single exon. The record is from RefSeq and is a predicted model, not a curated record. Lineage: Eukaryota; Oomycota; Peronosporomycetes; Peronosporales; Peronosporaceae.